AUGUAUGUUCUUGAUGCAGCUCAAGCAAUGUAUAGUCAAACAGAUGGACUUUUCAACGUGAUGACAAGAACAAUAGAACGUCGGUUUAUUCAUUUUGAUAAAAACAUUGAACGAUUGGCACAAAAUAACUUCAUUUAUGGAAAUGAGGAUUUGCUUCGUAUUCGUGCAAAAGAUUACGGUAAUUAUGGUCGUCUGUUACUACGUAAAUUGUAUAGCAAAAAAGAGCUGGCCGAAUGUAUUUUACCUCCUGGUCAUCAACGUUUUACAAGAUGA
Molecule: messenger RNA, 273 nt
Organism: Rotaria sp. Silwood2
Lineage: Eukaryota; Metazoa; Rotifera; Eurotatoria; Philodinida; Philodinidae
Source: the annotation of a GenBank genome assembly